Molecule: messenger RNA, 2655 nt
Organism: Caenorhabditis auriculariae
Lineage: Eukaryota; Metazoa; Nematoda; Chromadorea; Rhabditida; Rhabditidae
Source: the annotation of a GenBank genome assembly
AUGCGGUUUCUUAUUUCUGUAUUACUAUUUUCUUCCGUUAUUUCGGCUGUUGAAAGACCGGCGGGACUUUACAUCCGUUUGAACCAGAAGGCCGUUGACUACAUCUCAGGUAGUUUUUCCGAAAUCUUGGUCGACAAUUCUGGAACCUUCACUCUCUGAACCCAAAUGCAACAUUAAUGUCGAUCCAAACAAUCUGAAGUUCCAUGUAUUGUCUAACCUUUCAACUUCCCACAACGGAACGAUGACAUUCACUCCUCGGCUAAGAUUCAUAGCGGCUUUCAAGAAUUGGCAAGCGAUGCUUUCCCGGCGCUGUUGAACAACUUGAGUCCUCCUGACGUGGAGGCGAGUCCAGCCAAGAUCUCCCAGAUCCACAUCUCCAACGUCUCUCGUCCCGUCAUCAAAGCCAAGUUUCUUGGCGGAAAAGGUAUUUUUCUCAUUUUCCCUGACUGGGAAGUCUUCAGGAGUACGAGCGAACAUAACUUUGCCGACGUUCCUCGCCAGUGCCUAUGGCGCCGUUGACGUCUUCGUCUGGAAAUAUGAAGGUUUCUUUUAUUUUAUUCCAAAGUUUUUUUUGUCUUCAGGCGGUUUCAUGACUAGGCUGAAAGAUCUUGGCAUUCUCCUCGAAUUGCACUUUGUCACUGAAAAUGUAACAACUGUCGCAGUGAGCAAAAAUGAUCACUAUCAAGCCUUUUUCUCAUUUUUCCAGGCCACCGUGUGCAACGUAACGCAUUCAGAUUUGCUCAUCACAUUCCCACCGACGUCGACUUUGUCGUCUCUUCGAGAAGAAAUCGAGACGGCUGUCCGUUACACGGAAAAGCAAUACAAUUGCUCAGUUGUUUGCAGAUUGUCAAUCAACUCAAAAACGCCGUUUGCAACACUGCCGUCGACGCUAUCAACUACAUUUUGCAGUCCCAGCGAGUUUGUACACAAGCAGAAACAUGAAAUCAUCCAUUUGUUGGAAAGAACCCUAAUUAAAUGUUGAAUAAGCAAUUUUCAAAAAAAUUCGAAAAAAAAAUUUUGAAAAAUUUUGAAUUUUCUGGUUUUACAACCCAUACUUUAGCCGUCUGCACCGCUGGAAACAGAAGACGACAUUUCGCUGCUUGAUGACGACACGAGCUUCAGUACUGCCGAACUCGGCGCCGACCUCUGCACGGUAAUUUUAGUCUAAAAUUUUUAGAUCAAAAAAUUAUGAUUGUAGUUUUAGAUCUUAUAAUCAAAAGAAAUUUAAAGAUGGAUGAAGCAGACGGCGUCUCAAGGACGACGCCCGCGACUUUGCCGGUCGACGAGCUUAUCGAAAUCGUCAACUCCACGAAGAGUACCUGGGAUGUCGACCUGACGGUCAAGCAUCCGCCUACCUUUACAGACGACGUCAGUGUGUUACUUUCAAGCUUGAUCCUUUGUUCAUCAGGACGUCGUCGUCGGAUUUGAUGGCGGGAUCAUCUACAACGGCUGGAAGGCCGAAUCGGCUCUUGUGCCGUCUGUUUUGAACAAAACGCUGCUAGACAAAAGGGUAUGUAGUUCAAAGGCUAUCUUGGGAAAGUUGAUAGACGAGUUUCAACCUCCCCAAAAUAUAUUCAGGGUUUCGAUUUUAUGAACUUUUCAUAAAUUUAAUCGGUUUCAUCCGUAUUAUCCAAAAAAGUUUUCGGCUUGAAAGGCAAUUAAGCAUUUCAUUGCAUAUCUAAAUGUUGAAAAUGGUUGUUUUCAAGGUUUGCGAGAACUUUUGUCUUUGUGAACUAGAAGGAAUCCUUCUAAACUCAAAGUGCGUACCAAAACUAAAACCUACAGAUGGUGGGAAUAAUGCUGUCCGACUACAUCCCAAAUACACUGUUCACACACAUCUACGUGAACGACCUCGGCACGCUGCGCGAGAGAUUCGGACCCAACGACAUGCCCAAGUUCCUGCAGAAGUUGGCGCGAGCCUUUUGCGGCAAGUGCUACGUUGAGAUUCGCGCCAACCUCACAGAGUCUGAGUCUUUGCAGAGUCUUCAAAACCAACACUUUUUUAGGCAACCGAAGGUCGAAAUCAAUGGACAACUAGGCGUACGCGCCCAACUCGCCUUCAACGUCUCCGUGACGUUCCGGGGACGAGAACAGCUUCAUGACGUCAUCCACGCCAACGCCUACCUUCACGUCACCGUUCGUUCCACUGGAGUCCUUUUGAAUUUUUGAAUCAAUAUGUGCAGUUGAAACCGACUAUAAGGCAUUCUCGACUGCUUGGCGACGUCUCUCUGACCAACGUCGACGUCAACGUCUUCGAUGUUCUUUCUGAAAUAUAAGACUUUUUGGUUUUAAUCGUGUUACAUUUAGUUAGGGAUCGGAGGACCACUGGCCACUCCUAUUGAGAAGGUUUUCUCGUUCAUCGUGCCUCGAAUUCUAUGGCCUCAAGUCAAAAAACGACUUCGCUUCGCCAUGAACAGAAGAGGUAAGGACUCAUUCAUCGGAGCUUUUUUGCAUCGACACUCUCUUUCAGGAAUAAAGCUACCGGUAGUUUGUGGCGUGGAAUUCGAUCACAUGACACUGGACUACGUCAACCACGCCGCCGUCCUCAAUACGGAUUUUUCCUUCGACAUGCCUCGAUUUGUUCGAAAAUUCAAGAAUUAUGUUGCCAGAAAAGCUCAAGUCAAUCCGAAUCUGCCGCGUUACGUCGUAAUGUGA